Molecule: messenger RNA, 633 nt
Organism: Parathielavia appendiculata
Lineage: Eukaryota; Fungi; Ascomycota; Sordariomycetes; Sordariales; Chaetomiaceae
Exons: 1
Coding region: 294-575 (93 amino acids)
Source: RefSeq, a predicted model, not a curated record
AUGGUGGUCGAGGUGACCGACCAACUACUCUCCCCGAAGCGAUCGAGUCGCGCCCCGAAACCAAGUGCAAAAGUACAUGAAGCGAUGCAAUCACUUGAGGAUGCGGCAACUACGUCGAGAAGAGCUAUAACUUAUACUACGCGGAGCGCCGCAUCGAAAGGAACACGUUUAUUGGGAACCGGGAGCGGAGCCAACGGCCAACUGAGGCGGGGAAAACAGCGCUUUAGGCGCUCCUAGAGGCAAUCAACGAACAGCGAAACGAGACGUGCGAGAUAAUUGCCGAGCAAGGAAAUAUGAUCUGUGAGCAACGAAACAUAAUUUGCGAGCUACGCGACGACGCGAUCCAACAGCUCUUUGAGGAGCUGAGACAAGCCCUAGAUCAGAUCGAUGCUCUCGUAUACAACCUGGUCUUUACGGCUUUAGCUCAGCUAAGCCUAAUAAGAGUAUCAUACGCCGACGUCGCCCGCAUACCACCGUCAAGCCAGCCGAGCGGGCUGCACACCCUCUCGUCACCGAACACAACGUCCCCGACCUUACCGACACCUUGUUUCAUACAAUCAACACAUCCAGAGUGAAGGAUGGAUAGAAGGGAAAGGUCCAGGUGGCUGACAUCAGAAAGACGAUCGAGACAGA